AGUAGCGCCGCCUGCGUCCUCUCAGCUGCUGCGCCUGCCGGCUCUCCUCAGCGUCUCGGGACCCACGCGCGCCCAGGUUGCGAGGGGAAGCACGACGACGUCCUGAGCUACGCAGUUUGCAAGCAGGAGAGCUCUGAUUCUCACAAGAUGCAGUGUAUCUAAUUGCUGAAUUUUGAACGCGUCGAGUAAGCUUCUGACUGUGACGAGCACAAAACCAGAUCCACAAUCACAAAUAUGGUGUACGUUAUAAUCGCUAGGUAAUGGACAGUCGAAAUCAUCCCAACAAUGGCCAAUUCAGUGAGCCAUAAAUUGAAAAGCUAUGUUUGAAUUUUUUUUCCUCUACUUUAUCUGACAAUACCUGUGCGAGCAGAAAUCCGUGUGCAUAGUGCUGAAAGUGUCAGUGCGUGAUUAUUCUCCGCUCCGCUGGAUUACAUGUGGAACCUCGGAACAACAUACGAACACCAUUAUUUCUGGUCAGGAACUUCCCGAGAAUCAGAAGAAAGCUACGUCGCUGUUAUCGAUUGACUGUCAAUACUUAUGCGACAACGUUGGUCUGAUUGAGCACGGUUUGCACGUCUUGCGAUAAUUGCGACGACUGUCACACGUGUGUUGUUUGAGAGAACUGGCCGCUACUUGCGACUGUCGUCUGAUAUUAGGUGUGUGGUUCGAUGUGAUAUUAUUCGCGGAGUAUUUUAAUAUAGCUAUUGCCUGACACACUGUCUCCUGCUUGAACACUGUGUCUACGAACUUUUGGUUUCGGAUUCUCUCCCUGCCCUUUUUGUGAAUUGCAACUUCAAGAUAUUUGGGACUUAAACAUUUUUUGAACAGUGUAACUUAAUACUAGGAAGAAAUAUUUUUUGUAAACAAGGUGCUGAGUUUUUAAUCUGAAUUUAAUUUGCCUUAUUGCCAAAGAAUAUCGACGUCAAGAAAGUUUAUUACGUGUAUUUCGAAGAUUUUAGUUAAUACAUUACACUAUAGACAUUUAUAAAAUGCACUCAUUAACAGUGGACCUCAAACGAAUGAACAGACAGUCGGUGCUAACGAAAACAUUCCAGUAUAUUCCGUGAGUUAGGGAACUGUACACGUGAGUGAAGUUUCUGUGCAAAGGCCCCGUCGUUAAGUGGCCAACUAAAAUUAAUGUGCCGAGAUUAACCUUCAGAAACUUGACGUUCAAAGCAGUGCCGCAGUGAGGCGGAUCGGACCGAGUCACACUUGCGGUUAGCAUAUUCGUGAAAAUCGAUACGCGGGAAAGUGGUGCGUGCGUGUCGGACGGCCCAGAAGCGCAGCUCUGCUUUAGCCUGAGCUGUGGUGGGCGGCUGCCCUGCAAGGAGCGAACAGUAAGGCGAGACGAGGCCUUGACCUUCCGCUCCGGCGCGCCGCGUCGAAUAAGGAAAACACGGCACACGCCGCCGCGUCUUACCGGGGGAUCUUCGCUUCCGAGACAGGAGGAGGAAGAGCGGCGAACGACGCGCCGGCUGGGAAGUUGGCCCGCGGGACGCAGCAGCAGCGCCGUAGCGGGAGACGGCGGAAGCUGGCUUGUGGUGCGCGCGGCCCCAUGUGGCGCUGUCCGCUGGCCAACCAGCUGCGGCUGGCGGCCGCUAAGGCGCACGCCUUCGCCUGGAUAGCUGGCGCCGCCAUCCUUCAUGGGAUGGGUAACCGCGUGUCCUCUGUGGGGGACACCCGCAGCGUGUGGAUUGGAGGUGCCCCAACUACCGGAGAGCGCAUCAAGUACCCCGACAACAGAGUCAUCUCUGCCAAGUACUCUCCAUGGAACUUCCUUCCAAAAAACUUGUUUGAGCAGUUCCGUCGUAUAGCAAAUUUCUACUUUCUGUGCAUAGCCAUUAUUUCGUUGUCUAUUGAAAGUCCAGUUAGUCCACUAACAAGUAUUUUGCCUCUCGUUUUUGUGAUAGUGGUGACUAUGGUGAAACAAGGUUAUGAGGAUUGGCUGAGACACUGUGCUGACAGAGAAGUAAAUGGUGCUCUUGUGACGGUCAUCCGCAACGGAUGUGCUCAGAAAGUGAAGGCAAAAUUGUUAUGUGUUGGUGAUCUGAUAAGGAUUGAAAAUGACAGUGAUAUUCCAUGUGAUAUGGUGCUUUUAUCCUCUAGUCAGAAAGAUGGGAAAUGUUUUGUUACCACUGCAAACCUUGAUGGUGAAACUAACCUUAAGACACUCCUGUGUCCCAAACUGCUUCGUUAUUUCUCACAGCCAGAACAGUUAGCAACACUCCAUGCAUUAAUAGAAUGUGAACAGCCAACACCUGAUCUGUACAAAUUUUAUGGAAAAAUUGAAGUGUUUCCUGAUGAAGCUGUCCAGCUAAAUGGAGAAAUACCUCUUGGACGAACCAGUCUUAUGACAAUCAAAUCAAGUGAUUCAGACCAAGAUUCAAAUUUGUUAAGGAGUUCUUCAUCUCGUGUUAAUGGUGAUGUUCCUAUAGGUCGAAAUAGUGUUGUGAGUUUUAGAGCAAGUCAGAUCAGUACCGAUGCACCAGUGAAUAGGAAUUCUGUGAUUAAAGUGAAUAGUGAUGCUAGCAUUAGAACCAGUUCACUGAGCUUCAGAACAUGUCACAUGGCAGAAGACUCAGUGUCAAGGGAUUCCACUUCAUUAAGGAAUGGCUUGAAAAGAAAUUCUUCAGCAACACAAUUUGAAGAAUGUGACAAUGCAGGUAGUAGCAAGAGGGUGACAAUGAGGAGAAACAGUGUCCAGAGCGUAAGUUCUGUGAGACGACAUUCAGUUAGCUUGUCUGCACCACUGGGACCAGAAAACAUACUUCUUAGAGGCACAAGACUCAAGAACACAGAUUACAUAUAUGGUUGUGCAGUCUACACUGGCCAAGAGACCAAACUUGCUCUGAACUCAAAGCUCACAAGCAACAAAUUUUCUACUGUUGAAAGAUCGAUUAAUGGUUUCUUGCUGUUCUUCCUUGUGCUGCUCUUACUGGAAGUUUUUCUAUGUCUGGGGCUCAAAUAUGGAUUUGAGCUUGUUGGUGAUUAUGUGGCAGAUUAUUAUGUGGGUCCAUUACCACAGUUAAAUGGCCUCCAAGUAGUGGGGGACAUGUUUUCCUUCUUUGUGCUCUUCAAUUACAUUAUACCUAUAUCAUUGUAUGUUACAAUAGAAUUGCAGAAGUUUCUUGGCUCUCUUUUCUUUGGAUGGGAUCUUGAGUUAUAUUGUGAAGAGACAAAACAGGGAGCUAUAUGCAACACCUCAGAUCUAAAUGAAGAGUUGGGACAGGUUGAAUAUCUGUUUACAGAUAAAACAGGAACAUUAACAGAAAAUGAUAUGCAGUUUCGCCGCUGUUCAAUUGGGGGAGUGGCAUAUGUUGAGAAUAAUGGAGAACUAUUCAGGCUCACAGAAGAUGGCACAGAAAGGAACAGUAUUCUCUUACAGUGCAUGACACCAGAGAUAGAACACUUCUUGAUCGCUUUGGCCUUGUGUCAUUCAGUGCAGAUAACGUCUGGAAAUAAUGGCAUGAAUAAUAAUGACCAAGUUGAAAUGGACUCAAAAUUAGAUUAUCAAGCAUCUAGUCCAGAUGAAAAGGCACUAGUGUCGGCAAGUGCAAGGUGUGGCAUUGUCUUUCUUGGAGAAGAAGGUGACAUUAAUACUAUUCAGGUUAGAGGCAAAAUACGUAGAUACAAAAAGCUAGAUUGCCUCGAAUUUACAUCUGAUCGAAAACGCAUGUCUGUAAUAGUGGAAGAUGAGGAUGGAAUUAUAUGGCUCUUUUGCAAGGGUGCUGAGUCUGCUGUCAUUCCACUUGCAGAUGAUGGUCCAAAGCAAGAAACACAGCGACAUAUAACAGAUUUUGCUAUGCGAGGCCUGCGAACUAUGGUUGUUGGCUGUAGGAAGAUGGAUGUGGUUCAAUACAAUACCUUGAAGGCACAAAUUGAACUUUCAAGGCAGACACUUAGCACAAGAAGGGAGUCAGUCGUGGCCAAAAGCUAUACAAAAAUGGAAAGGGGACUGACAUUACUAGGAGCUACUGGUGUUGAGGACCGACUGCAAGAUGGAGUACAAGAAACUCUGGAGAGUCUCAGAGCGGCAGGUAUCAAGGUAUGGAUAUUGACAGGUGAUAAAGUAGAGACAGCAGUAAACAUCUCUUACUCUUGUGGUCACUUUAAGGCUGGUACUAUGCAACUAUCCCUAACUGAACAAAGAUCAGAUGAAUCCUGCCAAGCCACACUUGCCUUAUUCAGGGCACAAAUUUAUGCUGAAAGACAUAAACAAUUUGGACUGGUUGUUGAUGGAGUGAGCCUGAGGUAUGCCCUUAGACACCCAGAAACUUUUAGAGAAAUAUGUACAGCAUGUACUGCAGUUAUCUGCUGCAGGAUGUCACCCCUGCAGAAGUGUGAGGUUGUGCAGUUAAUGAAAUAUUCUCCUAUGAAACCUGUCACAGCUGCAAUAGGUGAUGGUGCUAAUGACGUUUCCAUGAUACAGGAAGCACAUGUGGGAAUUGGAAUAGUGGGAAAAGAAGGUCGACAAGCUGUAAGGUGUUCAGAUUUUGCAUUUGCGCGAUUCAGAUUUCUGAGACGCACUCUUCUUGUGCAUGGCCACUGGUAUUAUGAGCGCAUAUCAACACUUGUACUGUACUUCUUUUACAAAAACAUAUUUUUCAUCACACCGCAAGUCUUUUUCCAGUUCCACUGCCUAUAUUCAACACAGGCCUUGUAUGACAGUUUGUAUUUAACAAUGUUCAAUGUGAUUUGCACGUCAUUACCAAUUCUGAUAUAUGGCAUAUUUGAGCAAACACGUCCAUCAACAAAAUUAAUUGCCUACCCACAUUAUUAUAAAGAAAUUUCAAGAAAUGUAUAUAUGACAUGGUCAACAUUCUUCCAGUGGACAUGUUUGGGAAUAUGGCAUUCAGUGGUUGCUUAUUUCUUGCCAUGGCUGUUACUGGCAUCAAAUCCAGUGCUUCUAUAUGACAGUAGCCCAGUUGAUUUUGCUGGCUUUGGAACAAUAAUUUUUCAUAAUGUGAUGGUCGUCUGCAACCUUAAGCUGUGGUUGCAUAGCCAUUAUUGGACUUCACUUUUUAUCGGAUCACUCCUACUGUCAAUUUUUGGGACAAUCUUUGUUGUUCUGAUUUACAAUUUCAUCUUUUGGUCUAUCCUUGGAUAUAACUUGUUCUGGGUUUACAACAUGUUACUGGCAUCUCCAUCAUUCUGGCUGAUAUCGGUAUUGACAACAGUUGUAUGCCUCAUACCAGAUAUUACUUUUCCGUUGUUACUUGGGAAGAUAAAUUCAUACUUUAGAAAACUAAGUGAGCGAAGUCAAACCGCAAUGCAGUAUUUCAAUCCUAGAAGAAAAAGAGCCAAUUUAAAUGAUACUGUAGUUACAAGAUGUUGAGGACAUGGAACUGCUGUCAGGCAAAAUGAAAACUACAGUAUGGAAACUAUGAAAAAGACUGCUCUUGACUGAGUACAAUCACAUGUACAUGUUUUUUAUAGUGAAAAGUGUAAAAUCAUUGUGUAUGAACAAUGUUGAGUUUUCUUGCUGUGAUUAAUGCAUGUAGAUCAUGCUAAGAAUGAAUAAUUACUGUAUCAGUAUUCCUAUUUUUUGUACAAGUAAUGUGUCAUCAAUCUGUACAGAUUUGUUUACAAUUUUUCACUGAUAAUUAUAUUUAAGAAUGCUGUGUAAAUGAAUGUUUAUUUUAUCAAACUGUAAUAUAUUAGAUGAAGAAUGUAAAUAAUGUUCAUUUGUAAAUAAUGUGAGAGCGAACAUUCCAUAAUAUUUAUUUGUAAAAAGUUAUGAGAUCGACAUACCUGAAAUAUAAUUUUGUAUUUUUUAAAGCAGUAUUAGUUAUUUAUUCCUUUACAGCACCCAUAAACAAACUAACAAUCAUAGGUACAGCACACUGGAUA
This is a messenger RNA of Schistocerca gregaria, 5850 nucleotides long. Its product is annotated as phospholipid-transporting ATPase IF-like. Gene Ontology annotation, biological process: phospholipid translocation. The record is from RefSeq and is a predicted model, not a curated record. Lineage: Eukaryota; Metazoa; Arthropoda; Insecta; Orthoptera; Acrididae. The transcript is spliced from 25 exons. The coding region runs from base 1556 to 5335 and encodes 1259 amino acids. Gene Ontology annotation, cellular component: plasma membrane; endoplasmic reticulum; trans-Golgi network. Gene Ontology annotation, molecular function: ATPase-coupled intramembrane lipid carrier activity; ATP binding; ATP hydrolysis activity.